AUGUUCCUUAGACGUCCCACAACCCACGUUGCACGCUUUCUUUCCACGUCCAAUGCUCUUCUGGCGUCUUUUUUUGCACGCACAAGAGUCGCUCCCAAUCUAAAUACUACACUUUCGCCGCCCCAGUCGCUCAAAGCGAAAUCCCUCUUGAUUUUGGCCACCCCCACAAGUUUGCCUGUGGCGAUAGAAAACGCCAUCUCAUUGUACCAAAUAGCGAAAAUGCAGGUUGUUGUUGCUGGAGUCGACUCGGUGGUGCCCAAUGGCGUCCGCAACGGUCUUCUGGAGCUUUGGAUCGAUGAGUAUAUGGAAAUUUCGAAUUCUGUGCACUUGCUGCAGAAAGACCACAAGAGGGCCGCCAAGGGAGUUGCUAGAGAGAAUUGGAAGAGCAUAGAAGCAUCGUUGAAGAUGGAGGUGUCGCCUGGGAACCGAGUGGACUUGACCUUGGCCAACUCGGCGUUUGCUACCAAUACAUUGGCAACAUUAUUCUACUUCCAGCCUAAAGAGCUUCAAGAUGAAAUCAAGGAUCCCAAUAUGGGCGAAACGCUCUGUGAGCUCACAGUGAAACUUCCUGAACUACAGCCUGCUCUCAGUGCUCCACAAUCCAUAGACCGCUGGACACCGCUCAGCGAGGGAGACAACUUGAUCAUCACUGAGUGCACCGGUAACCUUGUCAAAAAAAUCAAUGCUGUCCCUGCAGCAAAGUUUCUAGAGAACAACGAAGACCUCAUGAGCAUCAAGAGCAAAGACACUAAAGUGUAUGUGAAAGUGCACCAGAAGGAUGGGGCGAAGAAGUACGAGGUGAUUGCGGGCGGAGGCGGCUGGGGCGUUAAGGCAGAUCUUUUGGCCAUUUCGCCCGAGGCCAAGUUGAAAAAAGGAGACAAGAUCGAAUUUUUCAUGGUGACACCGAACGACCGGUUCAAGGACUUUGGCGCUACCGUGGUGUCCAACCAGUUUCUCUUUGAGUGCACUCCAGAAUCCACUCAGUAUGCUGAAGCAGUCAAGCCUGAGCAAGCCGUCGAUAACUUAUUCGGCUGUGGAUGCGAGCAGGGCUUCUUACACAACGGUGUCAAUUGCAAGAGCCCUGGAGAAGCUCUUUCCUUCAAGUAUGGCCCAUGA
Messenger RNA from Candidozyma auris, 1116 nucleotides. RefSeq lists its product as uncharacterized. The record is from RefSeq and is a predicted model, not a curated record. NCBI's taxonomy places the organism in Eukaryota, Fungi, Ascomycota, Pichiomycetes, Serinales, Metschnikowiaceae. The coding region runs from base 1 to 1116 and encodes 371 amino acids. The transcript has a single exon.